This is a messenger RNA of Tetranychus urticae (two-spotted spider mite), 2544 nucleotides long. RefSeq lists its product as uncharacterized. The record is from RefSeq and is a predicted model, not a curated record. NCBI's taxonomy places the organism in Eukaryota, Metazoa, Arthropoda, Arachnida, Trombidiformes, Tetranychidae.
CUAAGCGGCAGGAUCGCUAACAACCUUGUAAGGUUGCGAGGUUGCGUCCUUGCGAGGUUUUACUGUAAUUGAAAAAAGUGACUUAUGUGAGCGUUUCAUGACUCAUGACUCAUGAAAUUUCUGAAUCAGAAGUUCUGAUAUAUUCUAUAAAAGAAUAGAAAUUAAACGUUAUCGAAAUUUUGACCAAAUCUCAAUAUCGAUAUCGGAAAAAAAUGAAUAUCAUCCAUCAUUAGAUCAGACUCUGAUCAUCAGAGUCAUCUAUGAACUUUAUAAUCAAUUACCCUAUCAAUCUAUAUGAUUUUGUCUUAUUGCCGCAGAUCUAAAGGGGAUGAGGAUAUUAAAUUAUUCUGUUUUAUCUCUUAUCAAAAUCAAAUAAUUAUUAUUUUUAUUGUGAUUGAUCCUAGUAACCAAAGACUAACAACUUCGCGAGUUAUGGGCGCAAUAGAUUCACUUUUCUCGCCUGACAUUUUGCUCACAUGUGAAGAUGUUUAUGGAAAUAUCGUCAAAUGAAAGUAUCAACUGGCAAAAUGAAGAGAGAGUAUAAGUUUACCUAAAUGGGAUCCAUGUGAUGGUGUCGUGGAGAAUGUAAAAAGUCUUAUCUUGACAACCUAUUCCUACAUGUAUCUAUGUCGUCAUCAAACUCAACCAUUGUGAAACAAUAGAAAUUGGCCUCAAAUUACGCUAAAAUUGAAAACAUUUAACGGUGAUGCGGUAUACAAAGAAAGAUAAUAACAAUUUCUCUGGAAAAAUUUGCAAAGAAUCCUCUUGAAUCUUCAACUGUUACUAAAUGGUACUUUAAAAAUAUCGAUUAAUGAGUUUAGAAAUGGCAGAUCACAACUCACCACUAUCAGAGGCUCUUAAAUUAUAAUUUGAAAAUAUUAAAUUUGCUCAUCUAAACCAAAGACUUCUCAAGGUUCUAGCCAGAUCUGGAUUCGGAAAAUUAUGGACUAUUCAAAAAGAAUCUGUUCAGCUUGGAAGAAUCGGCGUUGACAUGGUUCUUCACUCUUGUUUAGUCACCGAUAAAACUUGUGCUUAUACUUUGAUCGCUUCCAACUCACUUGUGUCCAGUGAUAACAUUCAAGUUUUAAUUGUUACCCUCACCCUCACCCGAGUGAUUGCCUUGCAAGUGUCAGAGAUAGUUAAAACUAUUGGUACAUGCAUCGAAAAUUUAAAAAUAGUUUUAAUAGUAACCGGUGGAUUUAAAGUUUAAAGAGAUAAGGACCACCUGAAUUGGUCUGUGUCAUCUAUCAUUAAUACCGUUUUUCCAAAUUUUUCUUAUCAACAUAUAAUACUUUGAUUGCUUUGAACUCACUUCUGUCCAGUCCAUCAUCAAUUGUGCCUAUUCUUCGAACCCUAAGUUCACUGAAAUCUCUGGAGACUGUUAAGCGGCUCUAGAGAUCUUCAACCUUUAACUGGUUUUGGUACAUUGUCUACAUACAUUGAGAUGAGCCCUUUUAAAAAGAUUCAAUUCCUGCUUUGAACUUGAUUAAAAACUAUUUACAGACCAGAAACACGAGCGCAGAAGGAAAUGGUCAAAUAAGUGACAGUUUUUGCGUCUUUGAAAAAAUUAUAUUUAAAUUUUCGCAAAAAGAUUCUCCAAACGAGACGUUGAUCCAUUCAUCACUCAUUCAACUUGACCAAAUCUUUAACCACUGAUCUAUUAUUAAAGUGAAACCUUCAUUUAUUUUAUUUUUUUGUUAUACUCAGUAUUAUAAGAAAACAAUAGAUGGCGGUACAAGAGGAGCUUCCAAUUAAAUUCGAUAAUUAAUUCGAAUUAUUUUAUUCAUUUAUUUAUCAAGUCUUUCAAAUUUGUGACUGUUUUUGCAAAUUUUCAAGUUUUUCUUCAAAAAAAAGUGUUUUCUUGAAAAUGUCUUCUAACAUUGAUGCUAUGAAAAGAAUCCUUUCCAAGUCACGGCUUUUAGUUUUGAUGGAAAACGAAAGAAUACAAAAUGAAAUAAAUGUUAUGGAAGUGCUAGUGGACGAGUUAAAACAGCUAAUAAAGAGAACCAAUGGUUUCAUCAAUCAACAAAAACUUACUCUUGUCACUCGUGAAUUCCACUUAAAAACAUCUGAAAAUGUUCCUUUUUCGUCAGCAAAUCGUAUUUUUAAAAGUUUACCGGCUUUUCCUGAGAGACCGAGACAAAGACCUAAGAUUUUGGAUUAUCGGUUAAUUUUUUUCCUGUUUACAGAAGGAUACAUUGGAACGAAUUUCGCGAACAUGAAUUAUGCAAAUUCAGAGGAGAGUUCAAACGAGGAAAAUUCAAGUGAGAACGAAAUUGAAGAAUCUUCACGAGAAGUUCACGAGUCUUCAGAAUCUCCAGAUUCUUCUAGUUCUCCAGAUUCUCCUGGUUCUCCAGAAUCUUCUGAUUCUCCAGAAUCUUCUGAUUCUCCAGAAUCUCCUGAUUCUCCUGGUUCUCCAGAUUCUCCUUACUUUCAAAAAAUCAAGAAUCCCGGAAUGUUUUUACGUUUUUACUAAAUGAAUUAAGCAGGGUAUAUUAUUGUAAAUUGCUCAAUUUUCUGUAAGUAAAAAAUUCUAAUAAAAAC